AUUGGACACACAACGAAAUCAACAUUUAAGAGUAAAUACAUAUGCAAAUGAUUCAAUCUCGAGUAAUAUCUAAGCAGCAAAGAAAAUAAGGUCAAUAUCAUACAAUAAUUCAUUUUCCUAUAAUAAUAAAAAUUGAUCUGAUAUUGAUUGACUGAUUCAAUGAUUGGUCAUGUAUUUAUUACAGUUCAUGGUUUUGAACGAGUGAAAAAUCAUAUUUAUUCUUUAACGGAUUCUUUUCGCUCUAGGUUUAAACAUUUUCUUGAGGUAUCUUCUCAAAAUCUUCAAAUAUAUUAAAACAGUAUUCUCAGGAUUGCAUUGAAAGUCCUAAGUACUCAUGCAAUUAACAAGGUAUCAACUAUCUUUAUCGUCUAACUGUCAACUUACAGCUUUCAUAACUGUCACGAUAGUUGAUUUUAUUAAAAUUCAACGAAAACUUCGAUUUAUAAAUUGCGUGAAAAUCAUGCCUAUGCACCAUCACAUCCAGCAUUCGACGACUUGCGCAAUGUCCGCCAGUCACCAGACCCAAGGCAUCCAGCAAUUGCUGCUCGCUGAAAAAAGGGCUGCCGAAAAGGUGGCCGAAGCCCGAAAGCGCAAGGCCAAAAGGAUCAAACAAGCGAGAGAAGAGGCAGCCGCAGAAAUAGAAGCGUACCGAUGGCAUCGGGAAGAACAGUUCGCCGAAUACGAAGAAAGGUACUUGGGUCGAAGCGAGGACGUAGCGAUGAAAAUCCAAAGGGAUACCGAAAUCCAUUUGAAACAAAUCGACAAUAACGUGGCCGAAUACAAAGACAGCGUCGUCAAGGAAUUGUUAGAUUUAGUGUUUAAUAUUGUGCCCGAAGUUCAUCGUAACUAUUUCAUCAUGAAGUUUUUCAAUAGAAUAUAACGAC
Phyllotreta striolata is the source of this 884-nucleotide messenger RNA. Lineage: Eukaryota; Metazoa; Arthropoda; Insecta; Coleoptera; Chrysomelidae. The record is from the annotation of a GenBank genome assembly.